Arvicanthis niloticus (Nile rat) is the source of this 1101-nucleotide messenger RNA. RefSeq names its product lymphotoxin beta (gene Ltb). Gene Ontology annotation, cellular component: membrane. Gene Ontology annotation, biological process: immune response. Gene Ontology annotation, molecular function: tumor necrosis factor receptor binding. Lineage: Eukaryota; Metazoa; Chordata; Mammalia; Rodentia; Muridae. The record is from RefSeq and is a predicted model, not a curated record.
UAGUUCUGAGUCUGGAUGGGGACACAGGGACUGCACCGCCUGGGUGGGAGGCCCCAGGGGAGGGGCUGCCUCUUGCUGGCUGUGGCCGGAGCUACUUCCCUGGUGACCCUGUUGUUGGCAGUGCCUAUCACUGUCCUGGCUGUGCUGGCCUUGGUGCCCCAGGACCAGGGACGUUGGGUUGAGAAGAUCAUUGGCUCGGGAGCACAGGCUCAGAAAAGACUGGAUGACAACAAACCAUCUUGCAUCUUGCCCUCACCCUCCAGCCUCUCAGAGACUCCUGACCCCCGUCGGCACCCUCAGAGAUCCUAUUCUUCCAGGAAUCUAGGCUCCGCAUCCCAGGGCCCUGUUGCACAGGCCUCUCAGGAGGCAUCUGCGUGGGUGACCACCCUGUCUCCAGUAGAUUCUACACGAGACCCAGGGGUUCAACAGCUGCCAAAGCAGGAACCAGAAACUGACCUCAGCCCCGAGCUUCCUGCUGCCCACCUCAUAGGCGCUUGGAUGAGCGGGCAAGGACUCAGCUGGGAGGCGAGCCAAGAAGAAGCGUUUCUGAGGAGCGGCGCGCAGUUCUCCCGCACCCACGGGCUGGCGCUGCCGCAGGAUGGAGUCUAUUACCUCUACUGCCACGUCGGGUACCGGGGCAGGGCGCCCCCUGCAGGCCGAAGCCGCGCUCGCUCGCUCACGCUGCGCAGCGCCCUGUACCGUGCGGGGGGCGCCUACGGGCGGGGCUCUCCCGAGCUGCUGCUGGAGGGCGCGGAGACAGUGACCCCUAUUGUGGAUCCCAUCGGGUACGGGUCUUUAUGGUACACGAGCGUGGGGUUCGGCGGCCUGGCGCAGCUCCGGAGCGGCGAGAGGGUCUACGUCAACAUCAGUCACCCCGACAUGGUGGACUACAGGAGAGGGAAGACCUUCUUCGGGGCGGUGAUGGUGGGGUGACAGCCAUCUGUAUUUCUUGAAGGAUCCACUGACGGUGCGAAUGUGUGAAUCGUGAUCUUCGGAGAGUCGGGAAGCCUGGAACCCCACGGUCCUGGGCGGCGGGGGGCGUGGUGCGGGAGGGGGGGGGGUUGUAGGACAUGAAUUUUGAAAAUAAAGAAUGUAAACUAU